Molecule: messenger RNA, 960 nt
Organism: Cygnus atratus (black swan)
Lineage: Eukaryota; Metazoa; Chordata; Aves; Anseriformes; Anatidae
Product: olfactory receptor 14C36-like
Exons: 1
Coding region: 1-960 (319 amino acids)
Biological process (GO): G protein-coupled receptor signaling pathway
Cellular component (GO): membrane
Molecular function (GO): olfactory receptor activity; G protein-coupled receptor activity
Source: RefSeq, a predicted model, not a curated record
AUGUCCAACAGCAGCUUCCCCACUGAGUUCCUCCUCUUGCCAUUCGGAGACACACCCAAGCUGCAGCUCCUGCACUUCGGGCUCUUCCUGGGCAUCUACCUGGCUGCCCUCCUGGGCAAUGGCCUCAUCCUCAUAGCUGUAGCCUGCGAUCACCGCCUCCACACCCCCAUGUACUUCUUCCUCCUCAACCUCGCCCUCCUCGACCUGGGCUCCAUCUCCACCACUGUCCCCAAAGCUAUGGCCAACUCCUUCUGCGACACCACGGCCAUUUCCUAUGCAGGUUGUGCUACCCAGGUCUUUAUGUUUGUUGCCUUUGUAACAGCAGAGUUUUAUCUUCUCACCUUCAUGGCCUAUGACCGCUAUGUUGCCAUCUGCAAACCCCUGCACUAUGGGACAAUAAUGGCCAACAGAACUUGUGUCAACAUGGCAGCAGCUGCCUGGGGCGCUGGUGUUCUCAGUGCUGUGCUGCACACUGCCAAUACCUUUUCCCUCCCCCUCUGCCAAGGCAAUGCCUUGGACCAGUUUUUCUGUGAACUUCCCCAGAUCCUCAAGCUCUCCUGCUCAGAUGCCUACCUCAGGGAACUUGGGUUCAUCAUCUUUUGCUUUUGUUCAGGUAUUGGGUAUUUUGUUUUCAUUGUGCUGUCCUAUGUGCAGAUCUUCAGGGCUGUGCUGAGGAUCCCCUCAAAGCAGGGCCGGCACAAAACUUUUUCCACAUGCCUCCCUCACUUGGCCGUUGUUUCCCUGUUUCUUAGUACUGUCAUGUUUACUUACCUGAAGCCCUCCUCUAUCUCUUCUCCAUCCACUGAUCUUUUGCUGGCAGUUCUGUACUCGGUGGUGCCUCCAGCAGUGAACCCUCUCAUCUACAGUAUGAAGAACAAGGAGCUCAAGGAUGUUGUUAGGAAAUUGAUUUUAGGGAUGGUUUUCACUGCUCAUAAGUUACCCUUCACUCUCUGCAAAUGA